Molecule: messenger RNA, 11209 nt
Organism: Lethenteron reissneri (Far Eastern brook lamprey)
Lineage: Eukaryota; Metazoa; Chordata; Hyperoartia; Petromyzontiformes; Petromyzontidae
Product: AT-rich interactive domain-containing protein 1B-like
Source: RefSeq, a predicted model, not a curated record
GUGAAUGAAAGCGGCAAUUGCUCAGCGAAGAAGUGCCUGGAUAACCAGAACGGCGGGGUGUUCGUGGGUGAAUGAACAACGGAGUGAAACAGACGAGAGAGCAGCACGGCAGUACUGAUGAGAAUGAGCGCUGGCAGGUUCACCCGCUGUCGCUGUGCGUGAGCACCGAGGACGAGGAGCUGCUGGACUAUGGCUGGGUCGGCGUGGUCAAGCUGGACAGCCCUGAGCUCAACAUCCACCCCUGCCUGGACGUCCUCGGCAAGACAAACCUCGCCGAGCGACGCAACAAAGACCAGAGCGCUCGGAGAAAAGGCUCGAAAAGAGAUGACUUCGCCAACAGCAAGAACAAUCUCUACGAAUUUGCAAAGCUCGCGAUCCAGCGGGGUGCCACGGCCGUCAUCUUCGACGUCUCGGAAAACCCGUCGGCCAUCGAGCAGCUGAACGGGGCGGUGACCGACACGCUCUCGCGGCCCGUCAUCUACGUGCGUGGCGCCGACGCCGUCAAGCUCAUGACCAUCGUCAACGACGAGAAGGUGGCGCGAGCGCGCAUCCAACCCAAGGUCGGAAACGAGCCGCGUCUGGGCCGCGAGGACGUGGACCUGGGCAUCCUUAUCGCAGUGCUGGCGUUCAUCUGCGCGCUCUGCAUCGCGCUGCUGCUGCGCGUGCGUUUCACGCAGCGCCGAGCCCAGAGCAUCGUGUCACGACGGGGCGCCAGCGUCAUCAGCCGCCUCCAGACCCGGCACUAUGUCAAGUCGGUGGGGGGGGCCGGGGGAUCGGGCGGGGGCCCCAGUGGGGGCCCCGGCGGCGGGCGAGGGGGCGCCCGAGGGGCGACCGGAGGAGCCCCCCUCGACCCCGGCGACCUCUCGGAGGGGGCGAGCAGCACGUCGGACCCGGUGUGCGCCGUGUGCCUCGAGGAGUUCCAGCACGGCCAGGAGCUGCGGGUGGUACCGUGCUCCCACGAGUUCCACCGCGAGUGCGUGGACCCCUGGCUCGUGCAGCACCACACGUGCCCCCUGUGCAUGUUCAACAUCACAGAAGCGCUGCACUCGCCGCCCGCCGGCAUCCCCUGCCUCGAGUCGCGGCCCCUGCGGACGUCGGGCGGCCCGCAGCAGCAGCACCACUCGGGCCGCCUCGCCAACCCUGCCGGCCUCGCCAACCCCGGCGGCAUCGGCAACGGCGGGGGCGGCGGCGCUCCCGCGUCCUCCUCGUCCGCCGCCGUCGGCGUGCCGCCCCCGUACCCCGGCCGGGCUCGCUGGGUGCCCACGUCGGACCCGCGGGCGCCGCCGCCGCCUCUGUCGACGCAGCAGCAGCGCGGCCGCUACGGCCAGCCGCACCACGCCGUGGCGGCGGCCGGGCGGUUCGCGAGGUCGUCUCAGCGCCAUCACCACCACCACCACCCGCUCUACUUCGGCGUGGAGAGGGCCGCCACCGCGGCGGCCGCGGCGGUCGCGGUCGGGACGGCCGGGGCGGCGCGGGGAGAAGGCGGAGCAGUGGUGGCGCCCGUCGACGGUGCGGGUGGUGGCGGCGGCGUCGAGAGGGAGCGGCCCGAGGAGCGGUUGGAGGCGGCGGAGCGGGGGCCGGGGUUUGCGCCGCCCCGGGCGUACGGAGGCGCGGAGGCGCAGAGAUUUUCUCGCCACGCAUUCCCGCCGGUGUCAGGAGGCGACGUGCACGGCGCCGAGUACUACACGUACUGGGAGGAGACGCACAGACACUGGUACACUUACGGGCAGCGCCGGGGCACGCACACGCUGGUGCAGCACAGCGGCCAAGCGCCCGCCGAAACGCAGGGCGGCGGGGGCGGCGCGCCCCUCCCGGGCCACCAACCGAGCGCUCAGCAGCAGCAAAGCCGCUGGGAACUAUCGCACCUGCAUUACCACCACCACCUGCACCAUCACCACGUGCCGCCGAGGCAUCACGGCGGUGGUAGCGGUGGCGGCGGCCUUUCUCACCCCCAGCACCAGCCGCAGCAGCUGCAGCAGCAUCAGCCGCAGCAGCAUCAGCACUACCGGCACAACAGCAACAGCUCCGGCGAGAGCGGCCGCCGGGGCGACCAUAGCUCGUUCAGCGGCUACGCGGCGGACGGCACCGCGAGCGACGAUUCGGCGCUCUUCGACUCUGCCAACGAUGCCAACAGCCGGCGCGGCGUCUACGGGAGCCAGUCGACGGUGCGCAGCUCGCUCAGCAGCGACUUCGACCCCUACGUUUACCGCGGUGGGGGUGGCGGCAGUGGCGGCGGUAGCGGCAGCACGGGGGAGACGGGUGCCGCCUCCGAGCCGGAACUGGCGGCGCCGCCGACGGCGACGGCGGUGACGGCGGCGGCGGCGGCCGGUACGCCGAAGGCGGCGACCCCGGCGGCCGAGAGGAGCCGGGCCGCCCACCCGGCCCUGUCGUCUUCGUCGUCCUCGUCGUCGCUGCUGCAGUUGCAGGCGUCGCACUGCCGCGGCUCGGCCGAGAUGCACAUGGACACGGAGAGCUGCUCCGUCAGCUUCACCAACACGGGCGGCAGUGCCGGCGCCUGCGGGCACCGGCGUCCCAGGACAGACGCCGCCCCGCCUGCACCGUGCCCGCCACGCGGCCCCGCCGGCGGCGAGCCGCGUCGGUGCUCGCAGGCAGCCCCGGCGGCCGAGGCUCGGGGUUGCCGCAAUUGUGCGGUGGAUUUGGCACGGGCGUCGCUCGGCAUGCGGGACUGCAAAGGGGCGUGCGACGAUGGCGCUCGGUGCGCUUGCCCCGGCGCGCUCGGCGCUCGCGGCAGCGCCACAGAACUCUCGCGAUCCGAGGCCGCAAAAGUAGAAUGCGAAUGUCGCUCGUCUCCUCCGUGUCCUCUUCCUCCGCGUCCUCCUCCGUCCGCGCCGCAGCACGUGACGCUGCCCAGCUGCUUCCGCCACGGCGCCAGGGUCCAGAUCGGUGAUCACCUCCCUGCCGGCGGCACUCGGCUCCUGGAGGUUUGCCUCGGCUGCCGCGAUGGCAAGGGACUCCCCGGCGGUGCCGCCACCGUGGGCCGGCGUUGCCACGGCGCCGGCGCCCAGGCAUGCCCGGGCUCGGCCAGGGCCACGGGGGCAGCGGCCGGCAGUCGCGCCCGGCAUCAGGAGCGAGACUCCGGCGGCGGCGGCGGCGGGCGGCCGACCGCGUCGCCGUCGCUGAGCAGGUCGGCCCUCAGGAGGCAUUCUGGGAAGGGGCGCGAAGCCGGAGAGAGACUCUUGAGCAGGUCUGACUCGAGCCGGACGAGACACGCAAAGGAGGGGGGCCCUGCGGGGGAGCGGUGGGAGAGCGCCGCGCCGCUCCUGGCGGGCAACUCGGAGAGGCUGACAGCAGGCCUCGGUCACGCGACGUCCUCGAUGGAGCGAGACUCGGACGAAAUUCACUCCCCGCUCGCCACCUUGGUGUGACCGCCGUACACACGCACGCGGGGUUGGGUGGCAUCCGCGUCGUCGUUCAGAUUCUUCAAGACUCGGCCCUUCCCGCCCCAUCUCAUCCCCUCGUCCGCUCGCAAGCGUCCUUCUCCUCAAAGUGUCGUUUUUUUCUAACCAGCAGUAAGCUACAAACCAGUGUAAGUGCAACAAUUAUUGUGAUUAUUAUUAUUAUUGUUGUUCGUAACUCCAGUGGACCCAUAGCAACUGGAAAGUAACCACGUGACCAUUGCUGGCGCUGGAGGAACUCCUCGACAGUUCUCCUCUCAAACCGCCGGGGGCGUGUUCACGGAGACGCCGACGCCUGCAGGAGAGAGCGAGAGAGCGGAGGAUGUGACUGUGCGGAGCGCCGCACGAACUGUACGCUUCAGGAUUCGUGUCCACUACCUUGCCCCGCGACCAUUUGAUUCCUGCUCACAGUUUACCUCUCAACUCAGUGUCACGUCUCAUUUCGUUCUUUUGGUCGCGUUGUUUUUAUUUUCUGCACACAGCCGCCCUCCACGGCGUGAGCCGCGGGCAAACUGCGUCAUCUUCCGUUGGUUUUGAACUUUUGAGGCGACCGCUCUCAGCAAGGGAAUUGAAGCAAAAAAAUGCAACGCGGAGGACGCAACUGAGAGGUCUGAAACAAAAUAGGUCCUUUUUAUUUAAUUUCAGCAAAAGUCAUUCUAGUUUAAGAAUAAUAUCACCGUUACAUUCUUUUUUUCGUUUUGCCUGGCAACUUUAAAACCGUGCGCACGGGGGGGCGAUGUCGUGUUGCGUCCGCGUCCGAGAACACGAAUUGCGGCGGAAGACGGUGCGUGGGAGAGGUGCGCGGUGGCGGCAGCAGCGGCGGUUGUGGCCCACGCGACGGACGCGUCCCUCCGAGCACUUAAACGAUUCCACUUACAUCGUCGUCGUUGCCGUCUCUGUCGCCCCGCAUGCGAACGUCACCACCGAGCAACCCACCCCCCCCCCUCCCGAGGCACCGCCGCCACAUCCGGUGCUGUGGAGCGAGUUACCACCCCGGCGGUGAUCGUCACGUGCGCCCAAGCGGAGCGCAUCGGAAUAAGAGACUGCAAACAAAUGUUGUUAGACGUGUGUGUGUGUGUAUAUAUACAUUAUUAUUGUUAUAAUACACGAAAACGGUUGUGUUAUUUAUUGCAAGAAGAUGUCAUUAUUGUGAAUGUACUGAACUAAAUUGGUCACCAGUUAUUUGUCCACCAUUAGCUGAACAACAAGGCUCGAUGCCCUCUCUUUGAGUGAUCCUGCAGGUGCCCUGGCCGCAACCUAAACCAGACCCCCCCCCCCCCCCCCCCCCACCCAGAGAGCACCUCUUGGCCUCAAUUUGAAUAAGUCCACAAAUUUCCACCUCUUGUUUUCUGGUUUGAAGCGAGACACGCGCCGCCGCCGCCGUUCAGUGAAUAGCCGUGAUGCAGCAGCAGUGGAUCCAUCCCCGACUAGGAAUGCAAUGAGGUUCAUGCGGCUGCUCAAGAUGCACCUGCUCAGCUGACAGCCCAGCACUGCCGAAUGGUUUGUUGUUACAGGUCACCUCUGCUUUCCAGUUGGUCGAUUUGAACCUUCCCCGCGUGUGCCGUCGUUAAAUCGCUGCGCCACGACUUUGGUUGACGGCGGCGACACCUUUCCUCAUCCCAGCUGUCCCGCGUGAGUUGUUGGACGAAGGAGGAAGCGCAGUAAAUGGGUUAACGGCACUGUUGUACUUUUGGUGUUUUUACCUCAAAACGCAUGGGGUUUCCCCAGGUACUCCUGUUCCCUUGCAAGCACGAAAGAUACUCGAUAAUUAAUUGGCCACACAUCCCGAGCAGGAACUUCCUGUCUGCAAAGUGUAGUCCGUUAGCCCCUCAAAGCGUAACCGCAAAUCGCCAAUCAUAACCACCGCAGCCACUCGCCCUCUGAUACCAUUGUGCAGGUCGCCACGUAACUGCCUCGAAACCUCUCCAGUACCUUUCCACUCCCCUCCCCAUUGGCAAUUGCGUGGCUCGCGUGUUGAGUUGGCUGCGAACUCCAUCUCAGCUUUGCGAGCUUUUGGUGACCGGUGCAGGCAACGCGUGAUGCUGGUGGUAGCGAUGCUGGUGAUGGUCCUGCUGCACCAGUGGCCAUGGUGACGAGAAUUGUAGCAGCGAUGAUGAUUCUGCUGCACCGGUGCUGGGCUGCACCAGAGCCAUUCCCCUGAGAAGCUGCAUGGGCAGCGCUGAUGAUGAAGCCACUGCCAGCGCGUUCCAGUUUCUCAAUUAGUCGACCUGAGACGAGGAGGCCGGAGGUGGACUUUGUUGUUCCCUGAACCUGAAGCCACAUGCCACCAUUGACCUCAGCUAAUGCCUCGCAAAUUUAAAAAGAGAUUAAGCAAUGGUACUACUCAGUGAAUAUUUAACUUAAUAACAAAUAAUUUUCAGCCCUUUUGUAAAGCCACUGCUGGAUGAAGGCCUCCCCACGCCGUGUCGGUUAUGGGGGUUGUUUGUCCAUACUUCACACUUGUCAGCUCGAGCUGGCAAUACUGUAGAUCGAUAGGCGGGUAGACCCACGGCCGGUUCAGAUAUCGCUCGCGACUGAUGUUAGCCAUGGCUGGGAAUCCAACCCGGGGGCGCCGGGUCCGUAGUGUGGUGCCGCGAGCCACCACGCUGCCACUCCCCAUAUUUAACCGAACGCUCAACCACAUCUGGCCAUCGACGUGGUGCGAUCCCGCGUUGAUGCAAAGCUCUCGUUAUUUAAAUGAUUCCCUAACCCCGGUUCAUGUUGAAAGUCCUUAAUUUAUAAACACGCCACUGGGUGUGCGCAAAACGAAGAUUGUGCCCUUGCGUUUGUCGAUUGUAGCACGUGCGCAAGGGUGAUGGAGCGUCGUGCUACCUAUCGGUGUGUUUGCACGCACACACCGAUGUGAGCCGCCUCGCUCACUCGCCGCAACUCCACGAGCCCAGAGCAGACGUUUCAAUUGUCGGUACCAGAGCUGGCGUCACUUUUGUGGGUUCCAAUUUCCGUACAUGGCCAACGCCAGUGAGUCGCGAUGAGUCAAAACAAAGCAUCGAGACCUCGGUGCUCUCCUCCUCGUUUACAACUCGAGCCAAGCUGCGUUAAAUUCCACAUUCCUAGCGUGCAGGGGUGAGUCUAUCCAUAGGACAACCACUCUCGACUUCCCCACAAUGUAUCAGCCCGCGGAGGCAUGCUGAGUCGACCCCCUGCCGGAAUGUGAACUCGCGACCUUCUGAUUGCGAGUCGCUCGCUCCACCGCUGAACCACCUGAUAACUCGCUCGUAUUGGCCCCUAAAGUGUCGCUACGUUCGUCGGCAUCCAUGUCUGCCCUGGCCUGUGAACUGUCGCCCUCUUUCACUCUCUCACCAUUCAGGCCAAUGGCCCAGCACUCGCCUGCCCUGGCAAUUCAGAAGCAGCCGCAGGUGACGCUUUCGAUUGAAAGUUUUCAUUUUGUACGUCGCAGCUCGCGCGCUAUCGCGGGCGGCCUCCACCGAUUCACAAGACGACAAACAAAACCAACCUUGGCUGUAAUAUUUAAAGUGGUUCGGUUUUUAUUUAUUUGUUUAUUUUUAUUUCUCUCGUCGUGUACAAAAAAAUGUUAAUUUAAUUGUUAAUUUAAAGCCAGGCCAUUGUGAUUCCCGCGUAGCUUGCUGGUCCUGCAGCGUUCUCGGGGAGAGUCAAGUGUUCGGUAGCCUGUCCCGGACUGCGGGAGUCGGUGGCGGUGGUGGCGCAGACGCAGAGGAGGCAAUGUCCCGGCACCGCGUGACGACGAAUUUCGGCGUAGAGCCGAAACGUAACGAUUGCGCAAAAUGCUCGCGAAACGAUUGCGACUCGCGCAGAAAGCGGCGAGCCGGGACGGCAGCGACGUGCUGUCAGGUGCAGCGCUUGGCAUGUGGGCAGAAGCCACGCUUUGACGUGACCUGUUUAAAUGUUAAUUUCAAAAAAUAAAUAAUCAGUUUUUGUUAAUUUUAUUGUCACAAAGAGGGGCAAGGGAGGUCUCGACUUUUCUGCCGGCCGACCUUCAUAUUUCCUGAAGAAGGGCAUUCAGCCGAAACGUCGAGAUCUCUCCUUUUCGCAAGUGUUAAAACAAACCUCGUUUUCCGGUCGUACCGCGCGUUGUUCAAGCACCUGUGUCCGACGUUUCGCUCCGCAUCCUGGGAGCUUCUUCAGGAACAGAAUUCCGGUAACAACGGUUUCUGCACAAGAAGCUAACCCCCAGUAUGCGGCGUGAAACGUCGGACAUCGCGCCGAAAUUCACGAGCCACAACGCGAGAUCUCAUCGGAGAGCUGAACGGCACAACCGCGAAAAAUCUACGGGGUGGUAAAACAAAUUGAAUGGUUUUAAAAUGGCCCCGUUAUUUCACGAGUGAGUUUGCCGACGCGACAGCUUGAUGCCACGUGGUAUGCGGCUCGAGGGCCGUGACGUCACGUGUUGUACGGCUAAAGGGCCGUGAUGCCACGUGUUGUGCGACUAAAGAGCCGUAAUGUUCACGUGUUGUGCGGCUAAAGGGUUGUGUGAACAAUGGCCGUGUCCUGGGAGAUAUUUCCAUUCCGUGGCUCGGAGAAGCGGUGCACCAUUUGCUGGCUUUCCACCAUUGCCACAGAACUCCGGGCCCUGCUUCUGCUUGGUACAGUACUACAGGACCGAAUUAAGAGCAUUCGUACUCCUGCCAUCGCCAUCAUCGUCGUCGUCCUGCGAAGCCAACCCAAGAUGCCGUGACCGUCGUCUGACGGGGCGUUAUUUUCCAAGUUGCUGUCUUGUCGCAAAUUUCACAGUUUCAAGAUGAUUACCGAUGAUCGUGAAUUCGUGUUAUUGUCGUUAUCGGUUCUGACAAUUCUGUAAUAAUAACGACCCUCUGUGCUGCUGUGUGGCUCAUCCUUGCAAAAGGAACUGCUAGGUGGGGGGGGGGUGUAGCUGGUUGUAAAUAAAAAUGUUAUUUUUAUUUGUUUCACCCAAAAUUUUAACUACGUUGCUUCGACACGCCAUGACUGGCUAAAACACCUAGACCACAUCAAUCUUGCCCUGGUGAAUAAACACGAGCACAAACAUCAGUUACCACCAAGCUACUUGAUAACCAUUCCCUCCCUCGGCUAUCCAUCCACCAGGGCACCGCCAAAAGUUCCACGGACUUGGCAGCGUUGCGAAUCGGCUGAAGCGGGUGAAGUUAAGGGAUGCGAACCAGUUAAGGGAUGCGAACCAGGGAUUUGUUGGUCUGGGGUCAGGGUGUGGAUCACAGAGAGAAAAAAUAUCAGCUGGGUCGAGCGAGAGAGACGCUGACAUAUCUGCGCGCGUGUGUGUGUCUUGCGAGUCCUCCUGUAUCGAUACGUGUGUGUGUGCAUCUUCUUACCUGUUGUGUCUGUGUAUAUCUGCCCACCUGUUGUUUGUCUCUGUCUGUGUGUGUGUUCCAUAUUUGUACCUGAUGCGGUGUGAAAACAUCGCCACUCGGGAGACAAAGGCGGCCGGCCGUGGUUCUAGCGAGCAGCCUAUGAAGGCCGUGCCCGGCCUUCAUAGGCUGCUCGCUAAAAGCACUUGCCCCAAAAAUUAUGUUGAGACUAUACGGGGGAUAUUUAUCUUUGUCUGCCAUCUCUGUAGGUGAGCUUACAUCAAGUGCUUCAUUCUCCCAUAAGAUAUUUAAUUUGAUUGUAAAUGUGCGCAAACAUGUUUACAUUAACCCACCUCAAACGCUCAAAAGUACAACCUGGUCCACACUGCGAGAAGUUUAAUACAUUUUCAACGAAGUAAAAGCAUCAACAUUUAAACUACAAUUUUUUUUAUUUUACCAGGUAAGGCCCAGAGCUAUAUAGCUCUUUUUUUAUGAUAGCGGAACAAACAGUGGCUUAUCGUCGUGUGGAAGAGCACAGCAGCCGAAUACUCUUAAAUGCAUUCCCCCCACACGCAACAGCACGCACGCUCCCAGGCAGCAGCGGCGACGCGAAGUGAGCGCCUCAUCGGAGCCAGGGGGCUUGACGCUGCACGCUCUUGAGCUCGGAUGCCACGGAUCCCUCGUGGCUUCGGCGUCUCGUUCUUUGUGACGGGAGACCCCCGACGAGGUGCCGCACGUUGCGUGUGUGGUUCACCUUCGCAGCGAAUGCAUUGCCAACAAAAUACGUUAUGCCUCUCCGAUGCGUCUGUGUGUGUUGGGGUUGUACAUGAAGUCUGACGUUUUGCUGCACGUGCUGGGAGCUUAUUCAGGAACGGAGUCGAGAAAAAAGCUCGGCACGUUGAAGUGAAACGUCGGACAUCAUGCAGAACACGUACCAAGCGGAAUCCCAUCGGAGAGGAUACACAUCACAGCCGCUAAACCCUUCGCAGUGAAAUACCUUUCGUGAUCCUCAACGCUCUCUGCUUUCGGUCCGUUCAUCGGCUCUCUGGGUCCGUGUGCUCCGCAUGGAGAGAGUGUUGAAAACCACCCUCGAACGAUCCAAGAUCGCACGUGUUAUAUCUUUUGCAAGGAGGAUCGCACUUGAGAUGAUUCGUUGCUGGGAUGUGAGGUCACGGUCCGGACAACGUUGAAUUGUGCCGUGCAACUGCGAGCAUGAGCACGCGUCGAGUGCCGCUUUGGGCCAUCCUCUACCAUCGCGUGUCGCUGCCACGCAUCUCCUUCACAUCUCUAUGUUUUUAUAUAUAUAUAUGUGUGUGUAUAUAUUGUACUGCAUUUUACGUUUUUGAGGGCGCUGCGUGAUGUAAUGGUUAGCACACUGGACUUGCAAUCCAGAGUUCUUUCUCCCGGUGCGGCAGUUCAAAUAAUUGGAAAGUUUAAAUCCUUCCCCAUCCCCCCUGCCCUCUGUCCAUCCAACUAGCAGCAGACGUGGGUUUUUAACCACAGCCGAUAGGUAGGUCACGUGUGGUGUGGGGCGAAGGGCUCGAGGUGGGGCUCCCUCCGGUGGAGACCGUUCCGCCAGCAGCGGCCGCAGCGAGGCAUUGCAGGGGCUGCCCCUUCACGUCUGGGGAAGCCUCUCGGGGGUUUGGACGUGGCCUCGUUGGCUCGGUGGCGAUGCGAGACGCGACCCUUCGUGAGCCAAGCCGCUCUUGUCGAAGUUACUGUUUUGUUACUUGUUGUUAUUGCUGCUGCUGAUGAUGAUCGUGACGACGACAACGACGAUGAUCGUCGGUUGCGGAGAAAAGUUGAACGUCAUCUCGGGUCGUGCUCGAACGCGUCGCGGGUGCAUCGCAAAGAGGAACAUGAUGACGUGGCUUUUGCAUAUUUCCAUUCGAGCAGUAGAAUAGCAAAACGUCAAAGCCAGAGUUUUAAGAAGUGGUUUUAUACGUGUACAAUAUAUAUAUAUAAAGCAGCUAUUGUUGUUUUAAGAGUGGUUAAUUCAGGAUCGCAUCCAGCCCCCCCCCCCCUCAUGCCUUUCUCAACCACUAUCUGUCGGUUCACCUCCCAUCCAACUUCACUUUUGCGAGGCAUCUAUCCAUCACCACCACCACUUCCAUGCUCUAUCCACAGCUAUUCUACGAAGCUAUCUCCUGCCUGCUGGGUCCCAGGCGCUUUGACGUAUGGUUUGCGUUCAAAAUGAGCGAACACAAAAAGCAAAAAAAAGUCAGUUGAGUUUUUUAUCACAUUCUCUGUACGUGCCUAUUCUUUAUAAUGUCAAACAGAAAAUAUUUAGAGAUGUUGUUAUGAGAUAUUUAUUUACUAAUAUAUUUAUGUAAACUCACAUUUAAAAACAAAAAAACAAUUAAAAGCGGUUGCAACAUUACAACGACAAAAAAAAAGUUUGGAGAAAUCUCUCCCCCCACCCCCUCACCCUCGCCCGCCGGGGGAAGGCGAUGUUUGAUAGACGACGCGAGUUGUACAUACCUGGUGCUUACAUGUUAAUUGCACGCGAGAAAU